CCGGGGUUUGACGAAACCAAGGCCUGCACCCUCCGCCGAUUCAAUCCUCCCCCCGUUUCCCAUUGUCAAUUAGGACCCUGGCCACCGUGCCAGCGUGCCAGAACACCAUGGUUUCCUCCUUUUGCUGGGGCUGCCUCACACGGCUGCGUCCAACACCCCCAGCUGUUAUUCCUCCGAUAUCAGCCCCGAAAGCAGCAUCAUUCCACACGUCCGCAGUUCGCCUCUCGGUCGUCAAGAAGAAGCAAUCUGUGCAAGGAGGGAGGUUCCGUGAGUCUAACUCUCCCAGGAUGAAACGGAAGAAGCCUGUCGACCGGGCACGACCACCUGCGGUCGGAGAACGCAAAGCGCUGCGCAAGCGUCUCGUUCUCAGCAACCCCAAUGCCCUCGAAAUUGAAGGCAUGCAGGAUGUUUCGGCGGAAACAAUGGUGGACCCGCGACUCCGCGGAUCUGUCCUCGGACUCCCCGUGCCGAUGCUCACCCAGCUGCGCGCGGUGGAAGCCUUUAAACCGACGCAGGGCUGGUCGAUAUUCCGUCGCCCCGGAACUGUGGUCAGACAGGAGACACUGGAGUUGGGUCGAUUGAUUGACGGCAUUUCCGAUGAGGGUGAGAACAAAGGGAAAUCCGUGAAGAAGAUUGUCACUGGUGUGAGAGGAUCCGGAAAAAGUGUUCACCUACUGCAAGCCAUGUCGAUGGCUUUCACCAAGAAGUGGGUUGUCUUUACUGUCCCUGAGCCCCAAGAUCUAGUCAUUGCGCACACUGGCUACGCGCCACUCUCCGAUGAGACGCCCGACUUGUACGUUCAGAACGCAGCAACCGCCGCCCUUCUUUCUCGCACGGUGUCCGCCAAUGAAGAGGUUCUCAAUGGUCUCAAAGUGUCUCAAAACCACCCGGCUCUCAAAUCCGCCGUGAAGCCUGGCAUGACGCUCGCCGAAUUCGCCCGGCUGGGUACUCAGGACCUUGCCAUUGCUUGGAAUGUCUUCCAGGGAUUGUGGUCCGAGCUCACCGCGACUUCUGCGGCUCCUGGGUUAGAGAAGGACUUCAAGCCUCGCCCUCCCAUGCUCGUGACUGCGGACGGCCUGGCUCACUGGAUGAAAGACACGCAGUACCGCACCACCGAGCUCAAGCCCAUCCAUGCCCAUGAUUUCGUUUUCGUGCGCCAUUUCCUUUCGCUCUUGAAGCCUGGGACCGAAAAGCCAACUUUCCCUAAUGGCGGACUGCUUUUGUACGCCACGUCAGCCUCCAACAACCCCAGCGUCUACAGUUUCGACGUUGCCCUGAAGCAAGUCGAGGCCCGCCACGCCGGUGUCAAACCUUCGGCGUCUGAGUUCCCUCAGGCCGACCCUUACAGCGGGGCAGACCAACGGGUUAUCGAUGCCUUCGACUCCCCCAAACCCACCGUCGCCAAGGAGGAGAUGCUGGAGCUCCAAACGCUUAGCGGGCUCAGCCGGGACGAAGCCCGUGGCUUCCUGGAAUACUUUGCACGCAGCGGCAUUCUGCAGGAGAACAUCAACGAAGAGUGGGUGGGUGAGAAGUGGAGCUUGGCCGGUGGCGGCGUGAUCGGCGAACUCGAGAAGCUGGGAAGACGCUUGAGAACCAUGGCAUGAGUGACGCCGAGGUUGCGCUUGAAAGAUGACUUGGGUUUUCAUUUUGUGCCAUUAUCCUUUUGUUAUUUCACCCCUUUCCUAUUGUUGUUUCUAGACCUGUCCCCAGUCCUGCGUGAUGCCCAGCUCUGUCUAUUCUGUUCUGUCAUUGGAAUGGGGGAUUGGCUUUAGCCAAGCUAUCUGUACUCUACUUGUGAUGUUGGGCCUUUUGCGUGGUUUUCUGUAUGCAUAUAAUGGAAUUUGAAAAAGACAUGUUGAUACUCC
Molecule: messenger RNA, 1865 nt
Organism: Aspergillus steynii IBT 23096
Lineage: Eukaryota; Fungi; Ascomycota; Eurotiomycetes; Eurotiales; Aspergillaceae
Product: mitochondrial 37S ribosomal protein mS29
Exons: 2
Coding region: 108-1604 (498 amino acids)
Cellular component (GO): mitochondrial small ribosomal subunit
Molecular function (GO): structural constituent of ribosome
Source: RefSeq, a predicted model, not a curated record